This is a messenger RNA of Aspergillus aculeatinus CBS 121060, 903 nucleotides long. RefSeq lists its product as uncharacterized. The transcript has a single exon. The record is from RefSeq and is a predicted model, not a curated record. Gene Ontology annotation, molecular function: transferase activity, transferring alkyl or aryl (other than methyl) groups. Gene Ontology annotation, cellular component: membrane. The annotation marks the transcript as partial. NCBI's taxonomy places the organism in Eukaryota, Fungi, Ascomycota, Eurotiomycetes, Eurotiales, Aspergillaceae.
UCAGCUAUCACCACGGAGCUAUCAUUGAUCAUAGCACUCCUGCGAGACAAUUUCACUGCCCACUGUGGCAACGCUGUCGCAUGCCUAUCCGCACGGCUUUCGGGAUCAAAUCUCUCAGUCCAACAGCUUUCAUCCCGGUUGCCUGGGGUGUGUCUCGCGAUAUUGGCAUUUUCGUAUGUCUUUGACAUCGCAAAUCAGGCCUUCUCCGUGGAAGAGGAUGCCCUCAACAAGCCCAAGAGGCCUAUUCCCUCGGGCAAUAUGAGCGUAGAGGGCGCUUACACGCGCUGGCUACUGAGCUGGAUUCUCUUCCCGAUCUUGCUCCAUCUCACCGUGGGUCUCCAAGCCACUACAAUUCUGGUUCUGUGGGAGGGGUGGGUUCUACUGUUUUACGUGUGGCCCAGAUUCGAUAACUGGGCCACGCGCAAUCUGUUCACGGCGGUUGGGGCCGUGCUCCAGCUGAGUCUGCUUGAUGCAUUGCUCGAGGAUGUCGAAUUGCCGAGUGCAGAGGGGAGCUCGCUCAGGUGGCUCUUGUUUAAGUGGUUGAUCAUGACCAUUCAUGUUCAGGAAUUUCAUGACAUGGAGGGCGACAGGAAGGCCGGCCGUCAUACAUUGCCACUGGUCCUCGAUCAACGAGGGCAAUUGUGGCUACGCGGUGCCACGGCGGCGGGUAUCGCCUGCGCUGCGAUUGCCAACGGCUCGCGGAUCGAAUACGCAACUAUGUCAUUGAAACCAGCGCUGUUGCCUUUAGGACUGUGUCACCUACUUUCCAUGCUGGCAGUAGCAGUGCGUCUUGUGACGCUGCCGGUCAAGGAGGCCGACAAGGUGACCUACAAGUAUUAUUAUACCCUGGCGACUUAUACUAUGCUGCAUUUCCAUGUGUGUGCGGAGCGCGACGGAUUGUGA